CUUCCGGUAGCGCAAAGGGUAUCGGGAGAGACUUCCAGCAAACCUUCUUCUGUGGCCUCUGGAGGGACCACCGUUACCGCGUCUUCGGCUUCCACGGUCUGCGUUCGGGCUGAACGGCCACAGCGGCCGCCCCUGCCGCUCGCCUGUGCCGGCUCUGUGCGUCUUCGUUCCCCGGCGGCCGCCCGGGUUCCAGCAGCGGCCGCGGCCGACAUGUUGUGAGGCGGCGGCGCCGGUGUCUGAAGGAUGGUUUGGCCGAGGCAGCGGCAGCGGCUGCUGGCGGCGGCAGCGGGGGCUCCGGCUCUGUAGAGCCCAGCCCGCUGGGUGUCCGCCCGGUACCGCGGCCAGGCCAGUGCCCCUGGACCUUGCCUCUGCUCCGGCGCCGUUGGGGACCGGUUAGGCGACAGCGCACGCCCCUCUGAGGAGGCACGAAGGUGGUUCUCCAGGCUUAGAUUUCCGCACCACCUUGCUUUCCCUCGCUGACCUGGGCGGUGCUGUCCCCAGGAUCCUCAGCCCCCAACUUUGUUCCCAGCCUCGCCCUGAAUCUCACGCACGCGGGGGUUUCUUGCCCUCUUGACCCCCCCCCCCCUUAAUCUGCACCCUAUUCUCAGAGCGCCCCCGGGCUCACUCUCCGAGGCGCCCUUUUGAAAGAAGCUUCGUGGAGUGUGGACCAGAGCUGGGGAGUUUUUUACAAGUCGGGGCACGAGAGGUAGGAAGGUACGAUGGCCUCCUCAUCUGGCAACGACGAUGAUCUCACUAUACCCAGAGCUGCUAUUAAUAAGAUGAUCAAAGAGACUCUGCCCAAUGUCCGGGUGGCCAACGAUGCCCGGGAGCUGGUGGUGAACUGCUGCACUGAAUUCAUUCACCUUAUAUCUUCUGAAGCCAAUGAGAUUUGCAACAAAUCGGAAAAGAAGACCAUCUCGCCAGAGCACGUCAUACAAGCACUAGAAAGUUUGGGCUUUGGCUCUUAUAUCAGCGAAGUAAAAGAAGUCUUACAAGAGUGCAAGACAGUGGCGUUAAAAAGAAGAAAGGCCAGUUCCCGUUUGGAAAACCUUGGUAUUCCUGAAGAAGAGUUAUUGAGACAGCAACAGGAACUAUUUGCAAAAGCUAGACAGCAACAAGCAGAAUUGGCCCAACAGGAAUGGCUUCAAAUGCAGCAAGCUGCCCAGCAAGCACAGAUUGCUGCUGCCUCAGCAAGUGCAUCCAACCAGGCAGGAUCUUCUCAGGAUGAAGAAGAUGAUGACGAUAUCUGAAAUUCACCAGCUGAGUUUCUAUUUCCUCUAUAAAUGUUUUUCCUUGCACAAGAAAACAGUGAACGAAAUGCUUAUCUGUAAUUUUGUAUGCUUCUUGGUGGACUUGCCAUUGGUAUUCUAGGGAUGUCUGCCGUUAAGUUUCAUCUGUUGUGUGCUGUUGAUGUAAAAACUGUCUCUUUGAACUAUUGAAAAUUUAAGAUUCAGUAUAAUAUCAAUUUUGAAUUUUUAAUAGUGUUUAUGAAAUUUUAGAUAGCGGUGAGUCCUUUAUUUGGUCAAUAAAACAGUGUUACAGAAAACUUCAAGUUUAUAAAAAUACAGUGAAAUUUAUACAGAAAUUCUAAAUCUGCGUUUGCAUUUCCUCUGCCCUUUUAGCUACACUGAAAAUCUGUAGUUGUUCAUGACUGAGGGUGGAGGUGCUUUGUGGUGCAGUAGACAUCGGGUCAGGUUGGUGACAAAAGAGUUCGGUUCUGUAGUAUCGGGAUUUUUGGUCUUUAAAAGGAGUAUAUAUGCAGGCAAUAAACACUUCUGCUCGGAUAAAUAUACUUGUUUAAAAGAAAUCUCAAAACAAGGCAUUCAAAAGCUGGGAAGGAGUAUGUUUAAUAGUAGUUGUAAAAUUUGGUAGGUUAUGUUUUUGACUUUGAUUUUGUUUUAUGGAGAAGUAAAAACUACAGUUUUACUAUGGAAUAAUUCAUCCUGAGCUACACUAUUACAUUUCAUAGACUGCCCUAUUUUGAGGACUGUCAUGAUUCUUAGUAUUUCACUUCAAUAAUUAUUAAUAGUAUUACUUGCUUAGCCCAUCCAUGUUUAUUGGAACUCGUGAAACAGUUGCUUAGGUUCCGUUGGUUUAACUGAAGUUCAUAAAUAUUCAAACAUUUGCUGGGGGAAAGAAACGAAAGUUAAUGAGCAUGCUUGCUAUAAAAGAGGGAUUUUUUUUUUGUAAUUAAACUUGUAGUUAUAGUUUACUCGUUUGUUUUUAACAUUACUUUUACGAUUUCUUGACUAGAUGACCUAGUGUGUCCAAUGCUUCCUUUUGAAAUGGCAUCAUUGUCUCCAUCAUAAUUGAGUGAUCCUUUAAAAAUGAUUGGUUUUGUUUUGUGUAAGGAAGUGUGUCCUAAUUGAUCAGCCCUAAUUUUGAACUGCUUGUUAAAAGGGAAAAGCUUUAAUUUGUUUCCAAUAAAUAAAGUAUGGUAGUGAUUUUUAUAGAAAUCCGGGGUGUUGAAGAAAUGGCCUAUUAUUUGCAUUUUGGAAACAGAAUGGAAAAACCACUUAAGAUAGUAUGAAGUAAUCAAAAUUUCUAUGUAACAUUUGCCAAACAUUUAAAUUUCUAUAUUCACCAAGCCUAAAGAUAGAUUGAAGCUUCCAGGAUUUCAAUUUUAAUUGAAGAGCUAAUAAAAUAAAUUGAAGAGUUUACAUGUAUUAGAUUUCUUAAUCAUAUUUUACAGUUUUAGAAAAAGUGAAAUAUUGUCAUAUAUGUAUUAAAUACACUUCUUCCAUGCCACAGAUAGGUGAAUCUUGCUGAAUGUUUUGAGUUGAAGUUGAUAUUGUAUCCAUGAAGUGCUUUUGGACAAGAUAGAAGGGAUUUUUUUUUUUUUUUAAAGUUUAAGUACCAAAGGUAGUCUAGUCUAAGAAAUAAGUUAAUAAGUGUUGACUUUUCUAAUUUGUACUGUAACAUCCUUAUACUUUCUGUUUUAAGUAUAUCUGUUUCUUAAAUAACUUAGGCAGUUUUCCAUACUUUUUUUUUCCUGAUGCAGAGUUCAGGUUAAUUAAUAUUUUACUGCAUCUGAUAAUGUAUUAUAUGUUUGAAUUCUAGUGACUUUUCAUUUUGACAUCCUUGUGAUUUCAUAUGCUGUAUUCUUCAAGCAAUAAAAUCUGAUGUGUUUUAUAAAUUGUUUUUAUAUUUAAUGAUCUAUACAGAUUAAUGGCAUGAAAUUUCUUUUAUUACCAUUUUUACUAGUUUCAAGAAUUUUAGGUCCAAGAGACAUUUUGAUCAUUUGGUAUGUAGUAUUUGACCUUCUCCUUUGUUUACCGUUACUUCAGAAAAUGUGGUUUUACUUGUAUUUUUGUAAUUUACAGUUCUAGGAUGCAGGCAUAACAAAGCUAAUUAAGCAGUGUUUUACUUUUAGCUUAAUUUUUAGCAGUUAAAAGUCGCUAUUAUAUUCUUUAUGUUGUUGAAUUUUUAAACUCUUUUGGAGAGAGAAACAAAAUCUUUAGCGUUCUUGAGAAAUAAAGUUAUUGUUUAGUAAGUAUUUUCCCCA
Phacochoerus africanus (Common warthog) is the source of this 3505-nucleotide messenger RNA. It is a transcript of the gene DR1, whose product is annotated as down-regulator of transcription 1. Bases 720 to 1250 code for a protein of 176 amino acids. Gene Ontology annotation, cellular component: negative cofactor 2 complex. The record is from RefSeq and is a predicted model, not a curated record. NCBI's taxonomy places the organism in Eukaryota, Metazoa, Chordata, Mammalia, Artiodactyla, Suidae. Gene Ontology annotation, biological process: positive regulation of transcription by RNA polymerase II; chromatin remodeling; negative regulation of transcription by RNA polymerase II. The transcript has 3 exons. Gene Ontology annotation, molecular function: core promoter sequence-specific DNA binding; TBP-class protein binding; protein heterodimerization activity.